GGAGUUAAUUCAGCUUUGCACUCCAAAAAUGUGUAAUUUAUUCCAAAGCGCGCCUUCAUUCGUUGCCAACUUCAUGCUCAUCGGCCGCCGUUGAAAAGUUUGCGGCUCACAAGUGUUGUAGAAAUCAUGUGCGAAGAUUGCAAAUUCUCAAAACAGUGACUUUUUAGCAAAUAUACUGACUAAUUUAAGUAGAAAAGACUUGAAUGGUGUGUCUGGUGUGUUGACGUGAUGAGUUCGAAAUUUAGCGAUGUCGAUGAGUACGGCUUUCAGAGGCCAGCGGAUUUCGACUACGGCAGCUAUGAGGAGAUCAUGUCUGAGUAUCUGAAGGUGCUCACGAGGCGCCAAAUGCAGUGGGAGAAGUACAUGCGGUCGCACGAGCUCACGAUGAGCAGAGCGCUGAAGAGAUAUGUCCGCAAAGGCGUUCCUGCUCAUCUGCGCGGUAUUGUGUGGAUGAAGACAUCCGGCGCCUCGGCGGCGAGGGCGUCCGCCCCGUCGCUGUACCGCAAUCUGCUGUUCGAGCAGCACGACGAGGACGUGGUGGACAUGAUCAAGAUCGAUCUGCCGCGCACCUUUCCCAACAACAUCUUCUUCCCGGACGUGCAGAGCCAGCUGUUCAACAUCCUCGUGGCCUACGCGCAUCUCAACAAGGACGUGGGCUACUGCCAGGGCCUGAACUACAUCGCCGGGCUGCUGCUGAUCGUGACGAAGGACGAGGAAGGCACGUUCUGGCUGCUGCGGCACAUCGUGGAGGUCAUCGCCCCGAACUACCACACCAAGUCCAUGAGUGGCCUCAUCGUCGACAUCGGCGUGCUCAACGAGCUGCUCAAAGUGCGGGUCCCUGACGUCCACGCCCACACCAAGAUGCUGGGCCUUCCCUGGGCUGUGAUUGUCACCAAGUGGUUCAUCUGCCUCUUCGCCGAGGUGCUUCCAACCGAGACUGUGCUGCGCAUUUGGGACUGCCUCUUCGCCGAGGGAUACAAGAUUUUAUUUCGUGUCAGCGUGACAUUAAUAAUGCGCCAUCGGGAUACUUUAAUGGCCACAGAGGACAUUUCGCAGCUGGCGAAUGUUUUUCGAGAAAUGCUGCAAAGUGCGAUGGUGACGAAUUGCCACGAGUUCAUGAGCAGCAUAUUCACCAUUCCGGGUAACAUAAGGCGCCGUGAUAUCGAAUCUCUACGGACUCAGGUGGUCGUUCAGGAGGACAUUAAGGGUGUCAUAUGCUAAUCAAGGGAGUGAAUAUCUGUUCAGACAUGCAAUGCAGCUACCAAAGAACUCACAACAGAUGCAGCCUUAAUAACUACUCCAAAAAAAAAACACUCGAUUUUCUGCUUAAUAACUCGAAAAAUGACGCCAUAUCAGUUUGAAUUUUAAUGCGGCAGCAAUUAAUAUAUUGAUCAAUCCCAAGAGAUUGCCAAAGGAGAAAAAAUAUGUAUUUGAUGGUGAAGUUUUUCUAACACGUGAAAACCUUAAAUGUUUGUUACGAAUUAUAUUGAUAGUAUUACAGGAAAGUGAGGAAUUUUUAACGCGAUAGAUUUUGUAUUAUGAGUCAAGUUUUUAGAAUUUGAGAUUAAGAAUGUUUUUGUUUAUAUUGUCUGGGGCAUUUUAUUACCCUUACUCAAUUUUUAAAUAGUAUUUGACUUCCAUUAUUGAAUGUCUUUUCAAAUGGCGGGGCUUCUAAAGUGACGGAGUUCAAUAGAUUAUCCAACUAGAAGCUUCAACUGCCAAUUGAAGGUAUAAAAAUCGUCACAAAAUCCUUACUUCUAAGUGUUCUAAUGCAACUAGGCUCCGCCCAUUGGAAAACCCAGCCCAUUUAGAAAUUGAACGUAUAUUAAAGUCCUUGCAUACUCUUUCCCAUUGAAAAGCAGACUCAGAGCGAGACAUUAGGAGUAUUUUUCAUGUUUUUGCGUCUCACAUUCUUUUGUCUAUGAGUGCUAAAAAUAGUGAACUUGUGAAAAGUCUCGUGAUUUGAGUAAUAUUAAAUUUUAUCUGAACGGUGCGCGGUGAAUAAAGGAAAAAUAUGUAUACGUAAUGUUGGAAGGAAAUGAAAAUAGUCACAAUUCACGCAAAGUUUGUAUCCAAAGUAGGGUUAAAAAGUUAGUGAACUAGUCGAAAGUGGGAAUGCUGGAGGCGACAAAGUGAAUUUUGCAAUAAUAAAAGAAAAA
Messenger RNA from Phlebotomus argentipes, 2159 nucleotides. Its product is annotated as growth hormone-regulated TBC protein 1-A. The record is from RefSeq and is a predicted model, not a curated record. Lineage: Eukaryota; Metazoa; Arthropoda; Insecta; Diptera; Psychodidae. Bases 229 to 1221 code for a protein of 330 amino acids. The transcript is spliced from 4 exons.